AUGGAGAUCAAGUGCUGCACUUCAAGGUACUGAGAGAAAAGAAAGGGAAGUACCAUCUCUGGGACGAGAAGUUCAACUCCAUCAACGAACUGGUGGAUUUCUACAGAACUACCACCAUCGCCAAGAAAGCGGAGGUCUUCCUCAGGGAUCAUGCGGAAAUGCAGGAGAGCGGAAACUCUCCAAAUUGGGUGAGCGGGCAUAAAAAUGGCAAGGGCAUUUCAAUGGAAGCGAGCAUAAAAUAAUGAACUUUGGAGCAAAACCUCCCUAUCUUCACAUAUGGAUGAGCAGGGUCUGAACUGGUGGUGGCUCUCCAGGAAAGAGAUAUUGACCUGGUGAGCAUGUCAACUCGUAGAAAGGCAAGUGACACGAUAGGGGUCAUUAGAAAAGGGAUUGAUAAUGAAACUGCCAAUAUCGUAAUGCCGUUGUACAAAUUUAUGGUAUAACCACACUUGGAAUAUGGUGUACUGUUCAUUGAGUCGUAGAGUUGGAAAGGAACCAAGGGUCAUCUAGUCCAACCCCCUGCAAUGCAGGAAUCUUUGUAAAGACUGUGGAGAGAAUAAUUGGGUGCACUCUUCCCACCUUGGAUCAAAUCUAUGCUUCCAGGUGCCAUAAGAAAGCUGCAGAGAUAGUGCAGGAUAGUGCGCACCCCAGAAAUGAUCUCUUUCAGUUUCUGCCUUCUGGAAGAAGGUACAGGGUUAUAAAGACUAGGACUAGCCGCCUGAGAAACAGUUUUUAUCCAAAUGCGAUUUUGGUUUUAAACGCAGGGAGGGAAAUCUUCUCCAUCUCACCACAUCAUGUAAACAACACACCUGGCUUGACAGGUGGGCAAGACUAGCUCGUUUGUGUCAGCCAGGCAUUUCUUCUCAGCUAUCCUCUCAUUCUCUUUUUCAUGCAGCCCAAAAAGCCAAAAUUCGUCCAGGCUCAGUUCAACUUCACAGCCAAAAGCCCAUCCCAGCUGAGCUUCUGUCGAGGGGACGUCCUUGAGAUCCUGGACUGCUCUGAUCCCAACUGGUGGAAAGGGAGGAUUGGCGUGAAGACGGGCCUAUUCCCCAGGAACUAUGUCUUCCCACUGCGCAUGUGA
Molecule: messenger RNA, 1081 nt
Organism: Podarcis lilfordi (Lilford's wall lizard)
Lineage: Eukaryota; Metazoa; Chordata; Lepidosauria; Squamata; Lacertidae
Source: the annotation of a GenBank genome assembly